Messenger RNA from Plasmodium cynomolgi strain B, 1354 nucleotides. RefSeq names its product pre-mRNA splicing factor. The record is from RefSeq and is a predicted model, not a curated record. Lineage: Eukaryota; Apicomplexa; Aconoidasida; Haemosporida; Plasmodiidae. The annotation marks the transcript as partial. The transcript has a single exon. Gene Ontology annotation, cellular component: cytoplasm; ribonucleoprotein complex; nucleus. Gene Ontology annotation, molecular function: mRNA binding.
CUAUGGAAAGUAUAGAAAAAAAGAAGAGGGAAAUGGCCCCCCUGUAAGAACGGAACAUCGAAUUAUUAUAAGUAAUUUGCCAGAGAGUUGCAAAUGGCAGCAUUUAAAAGAUGCCAUGAGACAGUGUGGUGAUGUAGGAUAUGCUAACAUUGAGCGUGGAAAAGGUGUAGUGGAGUUUAUUAACCGUGACGAUAUGCUAUAUGCAAUUGAAAAAUUUGAUGGCUCAGAAUUUAAAGUUUAUGACGAUGUUACAAAUAUUAAAGUUAGAAGAGAUAGAAGAGCUUCGUCAUACAUGAAAAGACAUCGAGAGGAUCAAUACAGUCCCAGACAUAAAAAGAGACGUAGAUAUAGUGACGAAUCAGGAUCAGCCUCAAGAAAUAGAUCUAGAUCAAGAAAGCACAACAAAUAUAGUAGCAACUCACCCACAAAAAGAAAUAAUAAAUACGACUCUGGAAGUGAAAGCGAAGGUGAUAAUAAAGACAAAAGCAAAGGAAAGACAGGCGGGUCCCAAGAUAAAAGAAGUUACAGCUCAAAUGACAAAAGGAGCAAAAGUGGAUCGAAUAAUUCUUAUAGAAGUGGUGAUAGAAAUUACAAAAAGAAAAAAAAUAAGCAUGACAAUUUAAGUGAUAGAUCAAGUGAAUAUGGCGAAAUGGGAAGUGGAAAAAAUAAUAGCCGUAACAAAAGUGGAAGUAGGAAAAGAAGCAUAAGUGAAGAUGAUGGAAGCAAGAGUAGAAAAAGUUUGAGCGAAGGUGGUGGUGGAAGCAAAGAUAGGAAGAGGAGUUUAAGUCUGAAAAGAGAAAAUAGCUCGAGUAAUGAAAAAAAAGGAAAAAGAAAAAGAAGCAAUUCUUCUGAAAGAUCGAAUUAUAGAAGCAAUUCGGGGGAAAUGAAAAAAGAAAAAGAAGAUAAAAGCAAUGAUGAGAGAAGUGAAUCUAGAAAGAGUUAUAAAUCUCCUAGCAGUAACUCAGCUAGAGAAAAUAGCUCAGAAAAGGAAAAGAACGAGGAAAAAAAAAAAACAGUUGGCAAAAAAACAAAAAAAACAGCAAACACUGUUAAGAAAACGAAGAAUGCAGUUGAAAAAGGUAAAAAGGCAAAUAAUGCUAAAACAAGCAAAAAUGAGGAUUAUGAAAAUGUGUCCAAUGAUGGAAAUAAAAGUGAUGGGGAGAAAUGUGUAGACAAGGAAAAUAAUAAAGAAGAAAAUUCUGGUACAAAUAAAAAUGAAGGAACUAAAAAAUCAGCGGCGUCAGAGGCAAAGCCUAAAAGGGGGGGAGGAAGAAGAGGCAAAAAAAAAGCUCCCGCAGAAGAAAAUGCAGCCAACACAGCAGAUGAAAAUGUAAAUGGCAAUGCCAGUAGCUAA